UGCCUCGCGGGGGUCGCGGGGCAGCUGGUGGAGCCCAGCACGGCCCCGCCCAAGCCCAAGCCGCCCCCACUGACCAAGGAGACCGUGGUGUUCUGGGACAUGCGCCUGUGGCACGUGGUGGGCAUCUUCUCGCUCUUCGUGUUGUCCAUCAUCAUCACUCUGUGCUGCGUUUUCAACUGCCGCGUGCCACGGACCAGGAAGGAGAUCGAAGCCCGGUACCUGCAGCGAAAGGCAGCCAAGAUGUACACCGACAAGCUGGAGACCGUGCCACCCCUCAACGAGCUCACAGAGGUCCCCGGAGAUGACAAGAAGAAGAAGAAAAAGGACACUGUGGACACGGUGGCCAUCAAGGUAGAAGAAGAUGAGAAGAACGAAGCCAAGAAGAAAGGGGAGAAAUGAGGAGAGCUUCCUGGAGGUGGCGGGCCCUGGGGCUCAAGUGCUGGCCAGGGCCCAGGCACCUUGGACUCCAAGCUCAUCCAUGGACCACAAGGGUUGAAGAACAUCCUCUCUCCAUUCAGAGGGGGUUGCUGAGGUCCAUGGACAUGUCCUUAGGGCCAGUCAGGGGCAGGGACAAGACUGCAGGAGUCCUGCCUCCCAGCCUGGAUUCCGCUCCUUCUACCCCAUCCACGUGGCCACUCAGCAAAGUUGGUUUAGGGCCACUGUCCCUCUGCAGAUCCAGAGCAGCCUCACCC
Messenger RNA from Miniopterus natalensis, 692 nucleotides. Lineage: Eukaryota; Metazoa; Chordata; Mammalia; Chiroptera; Miniopteridae. The record is from RefSeq and is a predicted model, not a curated record.